AUGGUCAAAUCAUAUUUAAAGUUUGAACACAGCAAGACCUUCGGCCAGAUCUGUACAGCCUCCGCCAAUGUUGUCUGGGAUCCGUCGGGCGGCGACGACUCGGCAGCAAGAGGCGGUGCAGGUCUAGCUUAUGUUGGUGCAAAUGAAGAUGUUCUGGUGUGGAAUGUGAAGAAGUCAGAAAGAGUCGGAACAUGGACCGUUGAAGACAACACCGCGGUGGUGACAGUCAUUUGUCGGAGUGACACUGAUCCAGAUGUGUUUGCAGUUGGCUACGAUGACGGCAAGAUUCGCAUCUGGGAUUCUCGGACUGCGACAGCGAUCAUUACAUUCAACGGGCACAAGACCGCAGUUACACAGCUGAAAUUUGAUAAAUCGGGAGUCCGGCUGGCCAGCGGCUCAAGGGACACCGACAUCAUCCUCUGGGAUUUAGUUGCUGAAGUUGGGCUGUACCGGUUACGAGGCCACAAGGACCAGAUCACUUCGAUUGCUUUCUUGUCGCGCGCUAUACCUGGAGAAGGUCUAGAAGAUUCCAACGAGUCGGACGGCUUCCUCUUGACCACCAGCAAAGAUGCGCUGAUUAAGAUUUGGGAUCUCUCAACUCAGCAUUGCAUUGAAACGCACGUCACUCAAACAAACGGGGAAUGCUGGGCCAUGGGCCUCAUGAAAGAUAGGGAGGGUUGCAUAACGGCUGGCAAUGAUGGAGAGCUCAAAGUGUGGUCCAUCGAUGAGUCUGCAUUGACGCAUGACGUGGGUACUCAACGUCAAGCGCACCAACAGAUCCUGCACGAACGAGGUGCAAUCUACAGACAGGGUCGCGAUCGUCCACUGGCCGUCAAGUUCCAUCCUCAGAAAGACCUCAUCGCUAUUCAUGGCGCUGAAAAGGCCAUCGAAUUGCUCCGCAUUCGCUCAGAGAAUGAGAUACGCAAAACCCUAACAAGAAAACGCAAGAGGAGAAAGGAAAAGACGGAAACAACUGCAGAGGCCGAGUCUGGAGUCGAUGUUGCAGAUGGCAAGGAAGACGUUACAGAUAUGACGACGGUUUCCAUUUCAGACAUAUUUGUUCCGUAUGUUCUCGUACGGACAGGUGGAAAAGUCCGAUCCAUGGACUGGAGUACUCAACACGGAAGGGCCAUCAGGGUUUUGGUUUCGACUUCGAAUAAUCAGCUCGAGCUCUUUGACAUUGUCGGAUCUGACAACAAGAAGUCGCAGGAGACGCCGGAUUACAGCCGAACACUGUCAGUUGACAUGCCUGGCCAUCGGUCGGAUGUCCGCUGCGUCGCCUUGAGUUCUGAUGAUCGAAUGCUUGCAACGGCUUCGCAUGGGAGCUUGAAAAUAUGGAAUACCAGGACUCAGAGUUGUCUCCGCACUCUCGAAUGUGGCUAUGCUUUAUGUAUGGCAUUCCUACCCGGGGACAAAAUUGUCGUAGUCGGGACCCGGGAGGGCACGCUGGAGAUCUUCGACAUCGCUGCCUCGAAUUUACUCGACACUAUCAGUGCCCAUGAGCGCGACAUCUGGUCCUUACAAGUUAGCCCCGAUGGCAAGUCGCUUGUCACAGGAUCCGCUGACAAGAGUGCCAAGUUCUGGCAGUUCAAAGUUGUCCAAGAAGAGGUUUUAGGAACGAACCGCAAGAAUGCUAGGUUGACCCUGGUGCAUUCUCGAACACUGAAAGUGGCAGACGACAUUCUCAGUGUUUGCUUUUCGCCAGACGAGCGACUAUUGGCUGUCAGUACUCUGGACAACACUGUCAAAGUGUUCUUCGUAGACAGCCUCAAGCUCUUCUUGACCUUAUACGGGCAUAAGCUACCUGUAUUGAGCAUGGAUAUUAGCUAUGACAGUAAGCUCAUUGUCACAUCCAGUGCAGACAAAAAUGUUCGAGUAUGGGGACUGGAUUUUGGUGAUUGCCACAAAGCCUUCUUCGCACAUCAGGACAGCAUCUUGUCGGUCCUCUUUGUUCCCAACAACAACGAAGGUAAUGGACACCACUUCUUCUCCGCAUCGAAGGACAAGACUAUCAAAUACUAUGAUGCAGACAAAUUCGAGCAAAUCCAGAAGCUGGACGGACAUCAAGGCGAGAUUUGGGCAAUGGCGAUGGCGCAUUCAGGAGAAUUCCUGGUCAGCGCCAGCCAUGACAAGAGCAUCAGAAUCUGGCAGCAGACAGACGAACAAAUCUUUUUAGAAGAAGAAAGGGAAAGGGAGCUUGAAGAGUUGUACGAAAAAACACUCCUAACCUCCCUCGAGAAGGACGAACAGCAAGCGGAUGCCGAGAUGGAAGGGGUUGAAGCAACUUCAGCUGGCAAGCAAACUGCUCAGACGUUAAUGGCCGGAGAGAAGAUCGCAGAAGCACUCGAGGUAGGCUUCGAAGAUCUUAAGCUCAUGCAGCAGUAUGAGCUAUCGAAACGAAGCAAUCCCAAGACAGCGCCGCCACCACGAGAUACUGUUUUCCUGGCCAACAACAAUAUCUCGGCAUCUGCCUACGUCCUGAACACAUUUCAGAAAGUACCUUCUGCCUCAUUGCAGGAUGCGCUUUUGGUUUUGUCACUUUCACAGCUUCCUGCUCUGUUCACGUUCCUAGGUUUGUGGGCCAAGGAAGGUCGUAACAUUCCUCUGACAUGUAGAAUCCUGUUCUUCAUGCUCAAGACUCAUCAAAAGCAGAUUGUCAGUAGCCAAGCCCUCCGAGUGGCCCUUGACGAGACGCGAGAGAGACUUCGGAAAACGCUUCAGAAGCAGAAGCAUGAUCUUGGGUUCAAUCUUGCUGGGCUGCGAGUGAUGGGUCGCCGGGUCCGGGAGCUGGGAGAGAGUGACUAUGUUGACGAGUCAACAUGGCUGGACACGCAAGUGACAGGAACCCGAGGUACUAAGAGAGGCUUCGUUACCGUAGCCUAG
This is a messenger RNA of Exophiala spinifera, 2883 nucleotides long. RefSeq lists its product as uncharacterized. The transcript has 2 exons. Gene Ontology annotation, biological process: maturation of SSU-rRNA. Lineage: Eukaryota; Fungi; Ascomycota; Eurotiomycetes; Chaetothyriales; Herpotrichiellaceae. Gene Ontology annotation, cellular component: Pwp2p-containing subcomplex of 90S preribosome; small-subunit processome. Gene Ontology annotation, molecular function: snoRNA binding; protein binding. Bases 1 to 2883 code for a protein of 960 amino acids. The record is from RefSeq and is a predicted model, not a curated record.